AUGCAAGGAACCAAGAUUGUGAUGGAAGAUAGAAAAAAUGGCAGAGGAGGUCCACCUCAGGUGCACAAUCCGAUUAUAGCUGACCCAAUGCAUGAGAAGCAGCAAAAGAGGGGUUUCGUUACAGAGAGAAGAAUGAAGUACGUGUUGGUGACAGGUGGUGUUGUGAGUGGACUUGGGAAAGGAGUCACUGCUAGCAGUAUUGGAGUGCUCCUUCAGGCCUGUGGCUUUCGCGUUACUUCUAUCAAGAUUGAUCCCUAUCUGAACACUGAUGCAGGGACAAUGUCUCCUUUUGAACAUGGGGAAGUGUUUGUUUUAGAUGAUGGCGGUGAGGUUGACCUUGAUCUUGGAAACUAUGAACGUUUCCUGGACCUCAAAUUAACUCGCGACAAUAAUAUCACAACAGGAAAAAUUUAUCAGUCUGUAAUUGCAAAGGAGAGAAGAGGAGACUAUCUUGGGAAGACUGUGCAGGUUGUUCCACACAUUACUGAUGCCAUCCAAGAAUGGAUAGAGCGUGUGGCACAGAUACCAGUUGAUGGGAAAGAAGGCCCAGCUGAUGUUUGUGUCAUUGAGUUGGGUGGAACUAUUGGGGAUAUUGAGUCUAUGCCUUUUAUUGAAGCACUUGGCCAAUUUUCGUACCGUGUAGGCCCCGGAAACUUCUGUUUAGUUCAUGUCAGCCUGGUCCCUGUUCUCAAUGUUGUUGGUGAACAGAAAACAAAGCCAACUCAGCACAGUGUCCGCCAACUUAGAGGGUUAGGGUUAACCCCAAACCUUCUUGCUUGUCGCAGUUCAAAGGAACUUGAUGACAAUGUUAAGGAAAAACUUUCUCAAUUUUGUCAUGUUCCGUCAUCAAACAUACUUACUCUGUAUGAUGUUCCAAAUAUUUGGCACAUUCCUUUGCUAUUAAGAGACCAGAAAGCGCAUGAGGCAAUUCUGAAGACAUUAAACCUGUGCGGUGUUGCUACAGAGCCCAAUUUUAAGGAGUGGAUUGCAACAACAAAAGUAUAUGAAAAAUUUCAUGAAUCUGUUAGAAUUGCAAUGGUAGGAAAAUAUACUAAUCUAUCAGAUGCAUAUCUUUCUGUACUGAAGGCACUUAUGCAUGCUUCUGUUGCUUGCAAUCGCAAGCUUGUUGUGGACUGGGUUCCUGCCGAAAAUCUAGAAGAUGAUACAUCUAAAGAGGAUCCUGAUGCAUAUAAUACCGCUUGGGGUCUUCUGAAGGGUGCUAAUGGGAUUCUAGUUCCAGGAGGAUUUGGUGAUAGAGGAGUGCAAGGAAAAAUUCUUGCUACUAAGUAUGCUCGAGAAAAUAGUGUUCCAUUUCUAGGCAUUUGCUUGGGGAUGCAAAUUGCUGUCAUUGAAUUUUCAAGAUCUGUUCUUGGUCUUCAUGAUGCUAAUAGCACAGAAUUUGAUCCCAAAACUAAAAACCCAUGCGUCAUAUUUAUGCCAGAAGGUUCAAAGACUCAUAUGGGGGGAACUAUGCGUCUCGGUUCAAGGAGAACUUACUUUCAUCUUGCUGACUGCAAAUCGGCCAAGUUGUAUGGCAAUGCACACUUCGUUGAUGAGCGACAUCGGCAUCGAUAUGAGGUUAAUCCUGACAUGAUAUCACAACUUGAGAGUGCCGGUCUGUGCUUUGUUGGCAAAGAUGAAACAGGGAAGCGCAUGGAGAUAGUUGAGUUUCCUGGCCAUCCUUUCUUCAUUGGUGCUCAAUUUCACCCUGAGUUUAAGUCCAGACCAGGGAAACCAUCUCCAUUAUUCUUAGGACUAAUAACAGCAGCAUGUGAUAGGACAAUUGUGCCUGCAAGCAAAGGGUUUGGCAAGCUAGCAAAUGGGAUACAUAGUGCACACUCACCAAUGUUGAAAGCACAUAAUGGAAAUGGGAUACAUAGUUCCUUAAAUGGUGUAUAUACAAGUACAACUGCGAAUGGGGUGUGUGUGGAUGGUAACUGUUAA
Sphenostylis stenocarpa is the source of this 1944-nucleotide messenger RNA. NCBI's taxonomy places the organism in Eukaryota, Viridiplantae, Streptophyta, Magnoliopsida, Fabales, Fabaceae. The record is from the annotation of a GenBank genome assembly.